AUCUAUGGCUCAAACAACAUAACACCAACAUUUCAUUGGACAAUGCACAUGCCCAUGCAGAUCCGCCACUUUGGGCCUGUCCACAGGUGUUGGACUUUCCUUUUCAAAAGAUUGAACAAGGUGUUGAAGAUGAUCAACACAAGUGGGCACAAAGGUGGUGUGGUGGAGGUGACAUUUGCCCGAGAGUUCAAGAGGGAGAUC
Molecule: messenger RNA, 201 nt
Organism: Dacryopinax primogenitus
Lineage: Eukaryota; Fungi; Basidiomycota; Dacrymycetes; Dacrymycetales; Dacrymycetaceae
Exons: 1
Source: RefSeq, a predicted model, not a curated record